This is a messenger RNA of Leptopilina heterotoma, 1773 nucleotides long. Its product is annotated as carbonic anhydrase 2-like. The coding region runs from base 594 to 1514 and encodes 306 amino acids. Gene Ontology annotation, molecular function: carbonate dehydratase activity; zinc ion binding. Gene Ontology annotation, cellular component: cytoplasm. The transcript is spliced from 6 exons. Lineage: Eukaryota; Metazoa; Arthropoda; Insecta; Hymenoptera; Figitidae. The record is from RefSeq and is a predicted model, not a curated record.
AAAGAAAUUAUAUAUUGUAAAUUAAUAAUAUUGUAAAAAAAAACUAAUUUCUAAAAACUAAUUAUACAAAGAAAUAGUUUUUCUCCAAAAUAAGAAAAACUACAAUUUUUCUAAGAAAAUUCUGUAAUAUUAUUGCGACUGUGAUAUGUGCGUAUAAAAUCAUAUAUGUAGAUAUUUUUAGUCCAAUUAACAUUUUAUAAAUGUGUCUAUAUAAAAAAAAUUUUACCGAAAAUUUGUCAUAAUAAUUAUCAAACUGGAAAUUAUAAUUAGAAUAAAGUUUUUGUUUUCUUUUGAAAAAAAAAUUAAUGGAAUUUAAAUCCUUUAUAAUUUUUCCACAAAAUAGAAAUAAAUAAAUAUUCGAUAUUACAUGGAUUGUAUAGAAAUUGAAAAAUAGGUCAAGAGAAAUAUUAUUGGCACAUGUUUUCAUUUGGCGAAUACAAGUUACAUAAUCGGAUAUUUUUAAAAUUUCACACCUGCAAAGCUUAAAUAGUGCAGAGGUAGAAUAUGCGGCGAAAACACGCCAAAUUAUCUCCAAUUUUUAUAAAAUAACGAAAAUCGAGUGUUUUCACAAAUUUUCUCUAUAAAAAUAAAAUAUGUUUGUAAUUUUAUUCUCUUUUCUUCUGGUUUCGAGCAUUGUUACAGACGGACAUCAUUUUGGAUAUAGUAAAAAAAAUCAACAUUUAUGGAUGAAAGAUCACAAAACAUGUGCUGGAAAAUUACAAUCACCAAUUGCUUUAUCAACAAGUCAGUCUAUUUCGCUACCAUUGCCGGCUUUGGAAAUGAUUGGCUAUCAUGAUUUUUUGAAGAAUCCUUUGAAAUUAGAAAAUAAUGGCCACUCGGUGACUCUAACACCCAGCAUCGAUUCAAUAAAUAAGACAAUUUCCAACAAUCCCUAUAUUUUCGGAGGUUUAUUGAGUCCUGGCAAAGAUUACGAAUUCCAAGCCCUUCAUUUUCAUUGGGGCAGAAAAAAUAAUAGAGGAUCUGAACAUUUACUGAAUGGUGUGCGAUAUCCAAUGGAAAUGCAUUUAAUUCACAAAAAUACAAUUUACGAAAAUAUGGAAAUUGCUUUAAAUAAUUCGGAUGGACUUUCGGUGAUUGGAGUCUUUUUUCAAUUACAGGAAGAAGCUAAUCCACGACUUGUUCCAAUUUUGAAAGUUUUACCAGAUCUUCAGUGGAAUAAUAGUCAAGUUUCUGUAAAUUCGUAUUUAACUCUAUCAUCCCUAAUGCCAUCAAAUGUGGAAGUAUUUUACACUUACAAGGGAUCAUUGACAACUCCUCCUUGUAAUGAGGCAGUGACUUGGAUCAUUUUUCCCACUGCUGUACCAAUAUCCCUUCGACAACUGAAUAAAUUUAGACACCUCUCAAGUGGCGAAGGAUCAUUAGCAGACAAUUAUCGUCAUGUUCAAGGCAUAGGACGUAGAAAAGUUUACGUAAGAAGAAUUGAUGCAGGAAUUAUGAAUAAAACGAAAAUACCAAAUUUAGACAUGACAAAUUUAUCCUGGUACUGGGAGUAAAAAUAAUUUCCAAACAACUCUCUCAAAAUGAUACUGUGAUAUUAAUUAAAAAUUAUUCAAACUUAUAUAAUAUAUAUUUUACAACAUAACACAUAUAUUUUAAUAAAUGUUACUCCUUUCAUUCAUUAUAAUUGAACAAAAUGUAAAAAAUAAUAAAAUCUUUAUCAAAAAUUAAUUAUAUAUUUGUAAAUCAAUCAAAAAAGAAAAAAAAAUUAUACGAAACUUAUUUUUACAAAAAUAUAAUAUGUAAAUUCAUUUU